This is a messenger RNA of Centropristis striata (black sea bass), 1002 nucleotides long. It is a transcript of the gene sebox, whose product is annotated as SEBOX homeobox. The coding region runs from base 1 to 1002 and encodes 333 amino acids. The transcript has 3 exons. Gene Ontology annotation, molecular function: DNA binding. The record is from RefSeq and is a predicted model, not a curated record. Lineage: Eukaryota; Metazoa; Chordata; Actinopteri; Perciformes; Serranidae.
AUGGCUCUGUUCAUGGACUCAGACCUCUCUGUCCUCAGACAGAACCAGCACAAAGACAUGAUGGAUUUUAAGUCGUUAUUUGGAGAAACGGAUCACUGCAAGGAAGUCCGCGGGGAGCGGGCGGUCUCCUCCCCGGAGCCGGAGCGAGCCUGUGGCGGGCUGAUGGAGGGCCAGAGGAAGAGGAAGAGGACCAUCUUCAGCCGGGCGCAGCUGUCCGAGCUGGAGCAGGCCUUCGCCGUGACCCCCUACCCGGACAUCACGCUCAGGGAGCGGCUGGCCGCGCACACACACCUGCCCGAGAGCAAGAUCCAGGUGUGGUUCCAAAACAGGAGAGCCAGAAGUAUCAAGACCGUGAGGCUCCCCAAGUCCAGCCAGCCGGCCCUGGGAGGUGGAGGGGUCCUGGAUCCGGUCCCUGGUCCCGUGUCCUCUGCUUUCCUGGCCUCCCCCACCCUGGCAGACAUAUUCAGGCCGGAGCAGAGCCACUCCUGUGACGACGUCCCACAGAUUUACUCCGACUGGAUCCAGAUCUACAACCACCCAUCUCCUCCGUCCUCCUCCUCUCUCCACCAGCAACCCUCACUGGGCUCCUCCAAACCUGCAGAGUCUCGUCUCUGGGAGGAGGAGCACCACCCGGCGCGCCAGCACCUGGGCCCCGCGCUCCCCGGCUUCCUUCCCGCUUCUUUUCCUCCACCGCAGCAGCACUCGGCCUCCGCCCGCUCCUACCAGGCCUUCAGGAACUACAAACCCCAGACUGUGACUCCGUCUGGGGCUCAUCAGGGCGUGUACGGGGGCGGCGGCGUCACCGGUGGAGGUCACGCCUCUGUGGACCAGGUGGUCCCUUCACACCCUCAGCCGGUGUACUGGGAGGUGACUCAGAGCCAAGGACACCACCACCCACACCACCACCACCACCACCCUCAGAUGGGACCACAGACCUCCAUGGGCUACAUCUCAGACCUGAUCUACAACGCUGCCAUCGUCACCAACUUCCUGGAGUUCUGA